Seminavis robusta is the source of this 1140-nucleotide messenger RNA. The record is from the annotation of a GenBank genome assembly. Lineage: Eukaryota; Bacillariophyta; Bacillariophyceae; Naviculales; Naviculaceae.
AUGUCUUUCUUUCUCGCCCAAUCCCCUCGAUGCAACGCCGUUGGCUUGUUCAGGUCCUUCGCAAAGGGAGCUGCUGUUGUCUUUAUUGCCACAUGGCUCUUCCACUUUGAAAACCUGGCAGAUCUCAAGUUUUUUGGAGAGCAAGUCCUCCCUUUUGGCCUUGGAUUUCCGCUGCGAAUGUACUUUUCCCUCUUUGCGGCGGAAGACAAGCUCUUGAUUCUUCCUUGUGAUCAGCUCACAAACUACAAACUCCUUCAAACGACACAAAACCCAAUCUUGUUCAAGAAAUGUGUUCCUAACCCUGACAAGCUCACGGUGAAAAAAGACUUUGUUACCUUUGCCAAUUCCUCUACCAACAUCUUUCCGACCUGUGGAGAAACCAAAGUGGUUCGCCACUUCAACUACACGUCCCUGCAAGGUGACAAGAAAGACAUUGAGGAAAUGAUCCCUUGUGCAUCCUCGACCUUACAAGAGAAGAUUCAUUUCUUCGAACAUCACCGGCCCCUGAUUGACGGUCCUUACUCGGACGUCAAUGUCUUUCAUGUUGGGCCGGAUGACACGCUGGCACUGGAAACAGAUUUCAAGGCCAAGAACUUUGUACCAAGGACUUUUUCGUUCCGUCAGUUAGCGCCCACUGUCGCUUUGGCCCACUUUUUUGGUUCGGGUACAACACCCGUCGACUACUUUCACUCGCACAUGGAUCGUUUCUUCUCCUUUGGGAUCCAAAAGACAAAGGUGUGGGAGCUCAUCAACCCAAAAUAUCAUGAAAGUUUUGAUUAUGUUUGGAGUGGUAACGCUCUGAUCCUUACCAAGGAAAAGGAACGUGUUCCCCGUGUUGUGGUCGAACAAGAGCCUGGAGACAUACUGUUCAUGGCUCCAUGGUGGUUUCACAAAACUCGAUACAGCGAUCCUUCCAAGACACUUCAGACCAAGAACCUCAAUUUCAACUUGCAUAUCAUGACAACGCGUUCUGUGGCUGGCUUGGGGUGCAUGGUUUUCAUGAACUGGCUCAAGACGCCCACUUGGUUCUAUGCUUCCGAUACCAACAAGAGAGAUUUUGAAACACAUGGGUUGGCAUAUCAACACGAGGCAUCUGAUCGCGGAGGGAUGAACUCUGGGUCUUUUGUGGAGCUUGCGUAA